UUAGAUCCAAUUGGGUCUGAAGCCAAUAAAGGAGGAUUGGGCGAAUCGGCCGAUCCGAAACUAUAUCUUUGCUACAAGUCGAAAGCGAUUUGAAAGACGUUCUCGCAAUCCUAUUAGGGUUUCCAUAGCGCUAGUCCCGUUGGUCCGGCUCCAGCCUCGACGAAGAAGAGAGCGGAGAGGGAUCGGAGACGUGUGGGGGGAUAUGGACUCCUCGUUGUCGUCGGCGUUAGCGCGGCAGACGUGGGAGCUGGAGAACAACAUCGUGUCUGUGGACGGCGGCAGCGGCGGUAACGGGUCAGGCGGGUCUGAUGCGGACGCGAUCUACUACUACGAUGAGGCGGUGCUGGCCAAGUUCCAGCAGGAGAAGCCGUGGACGCAGGACCCUAACUACUUCCGUCGGGUGAAGAUCUCGGCGCUUGCGCUGCUGAAAAUGGUGGUGCACGCUCGCUCCGGCGGCACCAUUGAGGUGAUGGGCCUGAUGCAGGGGAAGACCGAUGGCGAUACCAUCAUCGUCAUGGACGCCUUCGCUCUUCCCGUCGAGGGCACCGAGACCCGCGUUAAUGCGCAGGCCGACGCCUACGAGUACAUGGUUGAGUACGCCCAGACCAACAAGCAGGCUGGAAGGUUGGAGAAUGUAGUGGGUUGGUACCACUCACAUCCUGGUUAUGGAUGCUGGUUGUCGGGCAUUGAUGUGUCAACACAAAUGCUCAAUCAGCAAUUUCAAGAACCAUUUUUGGCUGUAGUAAUUGAUCCUACAAGAACUGUAUCGGCUGGGAAAGUGGAAAUUGGUGCAUUCAGGACAUAUCCUCAAGGAUACAAACCCCCUGAUGAGCCAGUGUCAGAGUAUCAAACUAUCCCACUUAACAAGAUUGAAGAUUUUGGUGUUCACUGCAAACAGUAUUAUGCAUUAGAUAUUACUUAUUUCAAGUCUGCUCUGGAUUCCCACCUCUUGGAUUUGCUGUGGAAUAAGUACUGGGUAAAUACAUUGUCUUCUUCACCUCUCCUAGGUAAUCGAGAUUAUGUUGCUGGGCAAAUUUCAGAUUUGGCUGAAAAGCUGGAGCAGGCAGAAAAUCAACUGGCUCACACACGUUUGGGAUCUUUUCUUUUGCCUUCACAAAGAAAAAAGGAGCCAGAGGAAUCUCAGCUGGCCAAGAUAACACGUGAUAGCUCCAAAAUCACAGUUGAGCAGGUGCAUGGUCUCAUGUCUCAGGUUAUCAAGGACAUUCUGUUUAAUUCUGUUCAUCAUACAAGCUGUAUACCCCCCAGCCUCACCGAUUCAUCUGGACCAGAACCCAUGGUUGAAUCUUGAAGAAGCAUAUAUAAGUUAAUGAGCUCUUCUUGCAAUAUCUUACACCUGAAACAUUCUGGUGAUCUGAGACAGUUAUAUACAUCUUUGUUUGGCUUUGUAUUUUCGUACUAAAAUUUUCACAACAGUUGCCUUUAAUUGCCAGCACAGUUUAUGUUUCUUGUCUGUCAUUGUUAGGAAAUUUAGCAAUGAAAAAACCUCAGCUACUUCCUUGUUAA
Molecule: messenger RNA, 1524 nt
Organism: Musa acuminata subsp. malaccensis (wild Malaysian banana)
Lineage: Eukaryota; Viridiplantae; Streptophyta; Magnoliopsida; Zingiberales; Musaceae
Product: COP9 signalosome complex subunit 5
Biological process (GO): protein deneddylation
Cellular component (GO): COP9 signalosome; cytoplasm
Molecular function (GO): protein binding; metallopeptidase activity; deNEDDylase activity
Source: RefSeq, a predicted model, not a curated record